CCCAUACGACUUCCUCCUCCCCACCCAACUCAACUACUUACCCAUCCACCAACUGACGGUGACCUCCUUUUAGAGUGUACUGUGAAUACGAGCGUCUACAUCUCACGGCAAGGGAGAAAACAGCUUUCUCUGAACAGUGUGUAACGAAGUCCUCCAAUCACCAAACAACCCUAUCAAAAAUGAAGUUCUCCUUUGCUGCAGUCAGUGCGGCCUUGACAAUUGCUUCCGUCGAUGCCUUUGUGCCACAGACUCACAGUCACACCAAUGCUCGGCCUGGGUCAAAUCCCGAUUCGGUCCGGACUGUGUCUUCCGCACUGCGAGCCGAGGAGUCACACGCAUCCUCGUUUUGGUGGGGACCCGUGGCAACGGCUUUUGCGGGAGUUUCUUUGGUCGCACAGAUCGCCGUGGCGGCUCCGGAACCUACUUGGACGACUGGCGCCGCAGACGAUCUACUCCCCCAAACCUCAUCGGUACUGAUCGCGGAUCGAAUAGAUUCCAUGGACUUUUCCAUGCCUUCAUAUUCGGAUGCCAUCAAGUCCGCAACUCUGGAUACUUCCGCCUCGUCCUCAUCCAAGCCAGCCCCUCCGUCCUUUAAUCCCUUUGAAGAUUCGUCCAAAGACGACGCUGCCUCGGCUGCAGCUAAAGCGGAAGAAAAGGCGGCUGCCGAGGCCAAAAAGGCCGAGGACAAAGCACGUGCGGAAUUAGAGGCCGCCACCAAAAAGGCCGAAAAGGAGGCGAGGCGUCAAGCGGAGCUCGAGAAGCAAAAAGCUGCCGCCGAACGUACCAAGGCUGCUCAAGAAGAGAAAGCUGCGGCGCCAGCGAGCAGUAGUGUGGAGCUGCCGUCGGUCCCUUCGGUGGAUCUCAAACUCCCCGAUAUCUCCAUUCCAGACUUCAAGGCUCCCGACAUUACCAUUCCCGAUUUCAAAGCACCUGACAUCAAGAUGCCCGACUUGCCCAAAUUUUCCAUGCCCAAAAUGGCAACGGAUGGCUACGAUUUCCCCGAUAUCAAAGCACCGAAGGUCGAUAUUCCCAAUGUGGAUAUGCCCAAGAUUGCUAUGCCCGCCCUUCCAUCUUUUGGUGGUGGUGGUGGUGCUUCUUCGUCAGACAAUCCUUCCUCUCCGCUGGAAUCCCAAGAUGUCCGAGACGAACGCGCGCGCUCUGCUAAAGCCGAUUUUGCCGACGCCGACAAUACCGCCAGAGAGAUUGAAGCCAAGGCGCUGGAAUUGCGGGCCGUUGCCAACGACAAGAAGCAAGCCUUUAAAGACGCCAAGGAUGAAGCCUGUGCAACACGACCUGGCGGCAAAAUCUUGUGUUUGCGUAACCCCAUGAAAGCUGGAUUCUAAUACGAAAAUUAUUACCUAUGUGGUGCUGGAACAAAUUAUCAUCACAGUCAGUACUAUUUUUAUCAUUUUCCAAUGUACAAGACUAUUGCGUAACAUUUGGGCCACCAGGCGACAC
This is a messenger RNA of Phaeodactylum tricornutum CCAP 1055/1, 1458 nucleotides long. RefSeq lists its product with no specific name. The record is from RefSeq and is a predicted model, not a curated record. Bases 180 to 1343 code for a protein of 387 amino acids. NCBI's taxonomy places the organism in Eukaryota, Bacillariophyta, Bacillariophyceae, Surirellales, Neidiaceae. The transcript is spliced from 2 exons.